Neurospora crassa OR74A is the source of this 2716-nucleotide messenger RNA. RefSeq lists its product as hypothetical. The coding region runs from base 1 to 1548 and encodes 515 amino acids. The transcript has 3 exons. Gene Ontology annotation, molecular function: protein binding. Lineage: Eukaryota; Fungi; Ascomycota; Sordariomycetes; Sordariales; Sordariaceae. The record is from RefSeq and is a predicted model, not a curated record.
AUGCAUGCCAAGCCUGAGGUGGUCAAAGAGGUCCUCACUGUAGCAACUGGAACUGGGGAAGCUCCAGUUGCCUGCCGCCGCCUGCGCGCUAGUGCCGCAGAGUGGUCUGCGGACGGCACAACUCUCUUCACCUCCUCCUCCUCCAACCGAAUCAACACCUUCGUCCUUCCCUCCACCCUCCUCGCGCCCCACGGUGACUCUCCCCUCACCCUCACCCCCCAAGGCACCCUCUACCUCCCCGAACCCACCGCGGCCAUCGCGCCCUGUCCAUACUUUGCCCUCGAACAGCCCUCAACACAAUGCAUUCUGACAGCCAGCACCGACCACCCAAUUCAUUUACACCACGCUUUUCCUCAACCACCACCACCAUCAUCAUCAUCAUCAUCCCAAUCCUCGUCCCUCGACGACGACAACGACGACGACGAUGACUCCACCUUUGGUUUCCCACAGCACAAGCCACAACAACAACAACCAAAACCCCUCGCCACCUUCCGCCUCAUCCACGCCGAAACAGAGCGCUACCUCCCCAUCACCUCCCUCCUCUGGUCUUUUCCGGGAACCCACUUCCUCGCCGGCUCCACCAACUGUCUCUCGCUCUUCGACGUCUCCCGACCCGACCUAGGACUCUCCGACACCCCGCUCUUGACCAUCAAAACCACGGGCGGCCCGUCUGCUCAACACAAAUCCGGAAACGUAGGAGCCCGGGUGGUGGGCAUGAAGGGCACCAUCUCUGCGCUCGCGAUGCAACCCUUGAGUCACGGUGAUUAUUAUGGUACCGGGGCCAACGUGGUAAGCGCAGGCACGUGGACGAGAAACUUGGGGUUAUAUGAUUUACAUCGGGCGGGCGCUUGCGUCGCUACGUGGAAUGUUGCGCAGGCUGCUUCUCUGGCAAAGAUAGGGGGCAGGGGGGUGUUACAGACGGUUUGGAGUCCGUGUGGACGGUAUCUGGUGGUGAACGAGCGGGAGUCGAGUGGGCUUUUGGUCUAUGAUUUGAGGGGGACGCAUCGGUUGUUGGCAUGCUUGCGUGGGAGGGAUGGAGAGACGAAUCAGAGGUUGAGUUGUGAUGUUUUCCCGGGGACAAAUGAGGAAGUGGGGGGGUUUGAGGUCUGGGCGGGAACGAGGGACGGAAAGGUGGUGGUUUGGGAAGGGGUCGGAAUGAGGGAGGGGAGUGUUGAGCCGAGUUAUGAUUUCGAGGUGGGUGCGAGGGGGUCGGCGGUAGGCGGGACGGCAAUGCAUAUGAGCGGGUCGGUGUUGGCUACUUGUUCGGGGUCAUGGAAGUUUCCGGAUGAUGAUAGCGAGAGUUCUAGCUCCGAGUCGGAGUCGGAGUCGGAGUCGGAUUCUGGUUCUGAUGACACUGAGUCUGGGAGCUCCAGCAAUGAGAGUGACUCGGAGGAAGACGGGAUGGGGACAUCGCAGCAACAACGAGGCAGAUCCAGGCCACCUCCGGCGGUUGUUGAAGAGACCAGUUUAAAGGUAUGGAGCAUCACUGCAGGUAACAUGGCCCAAAGCAGUCAUCAGGAGGAGGUCAAUGAGCCAUACGAGACCUAAACUUACAGAGCUGGAGAUAUCCGGAUUCAUGGUCUUGCUUGGUGGCCAAAACUUCGAAAGACAGUCUAUUUUGCAGUGCUGCAUAGUGAACAGUCAGCACUAUGUGAGUUUCCUUCGUCUUUCACCUCAACCUUGUUCCCUCAUCACUCCCAUGGUGAAGAAUUGUGGCCAAACCCAUCAGAAAACUGCUCCAUGGGAUCAUCUGGACCUAAGCCGCCAGAGAAUUCGAUAUCAUCACUGAAAAUAUCAGCAACCUCCUUAUCCUGACUCACCCCGCUGUUGUCCACCUCUAUCACAUUUCCGUCUCCCCAGGGCUCAUCAACCACACCACUCACUGCAUCCAGAAGCCUCCUUCCACCAAAUAUUUCCGCAAACUUCUCUGCCCUCUCGUCUUUCGACAUCAUCAGGAAGGCCGGCAAGCCGUACAGCUUACCCUCUUUUCCACCAAUCGCAACCUCGUCAUCAGGAACCCUGAGCAUCCCAAGGACAACCUGCGCAGCAAAAACAUUCAUUCCCGCUCUCCGCAGGAAAAGCUCCCAACCUGUUUCCACAGGCAGCAGUAUGCUCUGCCACUCUUGAGCUUCAGUUCCAUAAUCGCAUAUUGUAGCUGCUACCCACUUGGCCAGCGUCUCGGUGCCUCCGCCAGCAUAAUAGACGCACACGUCAGUCUGCGCCUGUAGCGCACUUGCGAAACACUGGAACUCGGUGAGGGCCUUCGUAUCAGAUGGGGAGAGCGGAUUCAUGGUCUCACUGUGUUUGUUUCCCUCUGAGAUGAGAACGAUCAGCCGUUCAUGACGUAUUGCUACGUUCUCGACUACAUUGCGGAAGGUUGGCUGUUGUUGUAGUUGCUGUUGUUGGCCUGGGGCUGCGGGGAGGGGUUUCUGUCUUAGUUUUAUCAUGGUCGUAACUAUAAUCCCUGUGGCUGGGGACAAGACGAAGUCGGCCUCGUCGCAAUUUGGCUGUUUGCUACCCGGGGGCGCGUUUUCUGCCCUGAGUCGCUCAUGGUCGCGUACGAUGAGGUCAAUUCCUGGCACCAGUUUCUCCAGAUGGCUCGUGACAAUAUUAGAGACUGCAGCAGACACGAUUAUCCGAGGCGGAGUUUUGGGGGGGACGAUGUCCGGAGAAACAGCAAGAAUGAUUGCGGGCGCAGGUUGAGCCUUGGGUUCCG